AUGGAGCCGCCAACGGUUCCCCCUGAAGAACUCAUUCUAGAAAUCCUAUCUUUUCUUCCGGUGAAACCUCUGGUUCGAUUCAAAUGCGUGUCGAAGUCAUGGAACUCUACCAUCUCUGAUUCUCAAUUCAUCAAACUCCACCUUCACCGAUCGUGUUCUAGAAGAAACACUGAUUUCGUCGCCUACUUCCGCUCCCUGGUAAACCGUUCAGCAAGUGCAACAACUCCAAUACGUAUCCCCGAUGAGUACAAAUUCAGUGGAACAUUCGAUGGGUUGAUUUGUUUGUUGAAAAGAGAAGAAAACUUCGUUCGGAUCCGUUUAUGGAACCCAGCUACGAGGUCAAUGUCUCAACAUUCGCCACCUCUACAUUUCUCCAACACAGGUUUAGGGUUUGAGUUUGGUUAUGAUUGUUCAAGUGAAACCUACAAGGUGGUGGUGGUGACUCGCUCUGUGUUCGCGUCUCGGGGGACAACUGUGAAUGUUUACAACAAUGGUGAUACUUGUUGGAGAAGAUUGCAAGUUUUCCCGAGAGGUACUUAUCCUAUAAGUAAUGCAGUUAAUGUGAGCAACACUCUUAAUUGGUUAGCAAUUCUACCAGAUGUAUUACAUGGAUACAGUGCUACUGAACAAAUGAACUCUGAUGCAUUCAUAAUUUUUUCGUUUGAUUUGGGGAAAGAAAACUAUGCACAACUAUCAUUGCCUUAUUGUCCUCGAUGCAUAUAUGAAAUCCGCGAAUUUAUGCCAGCCCUUGGGGUUUUGAAAGAUUGCCUAUGUCUUUGUUACACUGAAAAGAAAUUGCAUUUUGCGAUUUGGCAAAUGAAAGAGUUUGGAGUGCACAAUUCUUGGACUCUGUUGUUUAACAUUACUACUGGCUAUGAAUUUUUUUUGGCUAUAAUUUUCACCGGUCCUGUUUUGCAAUGCACAUGUCUGAGAAUGACGAUUUCCUGUUGUCAAAACAUGGUGUGUCCCAAUCCCAAGCAGUUCUCUAUACCCAGAAAGACAAUAAAUUAG
Lotus japonicus is the source of this 1011-nucleotide messenger RNA. RefSeq names its product F-box protein CPR1-like. The transcript has a single exon. Bases 1 to 1011 code for a protein of 336 amino acids. Gene Ontology annotation, molecular function: protein binding. Lineage: Eukaryota; Viridiplantae; Streptophyta; Magnoliopsida; Fabales; Fabaceae. The record is from RefSeq and is a predicted model, not a curated record.